GCCACAGUCUCAUCGUCAGGCUCAAAGCUGGCUCCACGGGGGACACAGUGACAUGAGGAGCACACCACAGAGCCACCUCCUAGCCUUCUCCCUCCUCGGCCUCUUUUCAAAGGUGUAUGCCCAGCUGUGCCCGACACCAUGUGCCUGCCCCUGGCCAUCACCCCGAUGCCCUCUGGGGGUGCCCCUUGUGUUGGAUGGCUGCGGCUGCUGCCAGGUGUGUGCACGGCGGCUGGGAGAGCCCUGCGACCACCUCCAUGUCUGCAACCCCAGCCAGGGCCUGGUCUGCCAGCCCGGGGCAGGUCCUGGCGGCCGGGGGGCCGUGUGCCUCUUGGGAGAGGACGACGGGAGCUGCGAAGUGAACGGCCGCCUGUACCGGGAUGGGGAGACCUUCCAGCCCCACUGCAGGAUUCGCUGCCGCUGCGAGGACGGCGGCUUCACCUGUGUGCCCCUGUGCAGCGAGGACGUCCGGCUGCCCAGCUGGGACUGCCCCCACCCCCGGAGGGUAGAGGUCCCGGGCAAGUGCUGCCCCGAGUGGGUCUGUGACCAGGCUGGGGCGCCGGGGGUGCAGCCCCUCCCAGCCCGAGGAGCCAGUGGCACCUCCCCCAGUUGUGCCAACCAAAAAUGUCUCCAGGCAUUGCCAAGUGUCCCCUGGGGGGCAAAAUCACCCCAUUUGAGAGCACCUGAUACAAAGAACCAGAAGGAAGGACAACAAAAUAUGACCAGAGACCCCAGGUGUCCGGCCUCGUCGCUCCGCCGGCCCCUGGUAUCCCUUGCCCAGAAUGGAGCACGGCCUGGAGCCCCUGCUCGGCCACCUGCGGGCCAGGUGUGGCCACCCGCGUGUCCAACCAGAACCGCUUCUGCCGCCUGGAGACCCAGCACCGCCGGUGCCUGGCGGGGCCCUGCCCUCCCACCAGGGGCCGCAGCCCCUGGAACAGAGCCUUUUAGAGCCGGGCUGGGAAUGGAGUCGUGGUACCCAGUAGGUGUCCCUGUGCCAAAGCCAGGGGCAGACGGCCCUACCCUUGGCGCAGGUAACGACCAGCUUGGGUCCACCAUCCACACCCUGGAGGACGAGAAUAUUCGCAAGCUGCCUGGUCCAUCCGGACCCGGAUCCAUAGCACAGGCUGCAUGACCUAGUCCGUCCCCACCCCUCCGCCCCCGGCCUCUAACACACCACCUUGGAGGCUGGCCAAGGCUUCUAGGGUCUUCUGGUCCACUCCCUGCCUCUUCACAACCUUUAUCAAACAUGCCCAUGGGCAAGAUUUUGCUCCACUUCCCCUGUCAGGAGAUGGGAAACUGUCUUCUUUAAUCAUUGGGCUGAGUGUGUGCUGGGCUGGAUUGGCCAUUUCCUUGGGGGUCUGGUGAGGAGGGGGCCGCACA
Choloepus didactylus (southern two-toed sloth) is the source of this 1377-nucleotide messenger RNA. RefSeq names its product cellular communication network factor 5 (gene CCN5). Gene Ontology annotation, molecular function: heparin binding; integrin binding. The transcript has 6 exons. Bases 53 to 1129 code for a protein of 358 amino acids. Lineage: Eukaryota; Metazoa; Chordata; Mammalia; Pilosa; Megalonychidae. The record is from RefSeq and is a predicted model, not a curated record. Gene Ontology annotation, cellular component: extracellular region; extracellular matrix. Gene Ontology annotation, biological process: signal transduction; cell adhesion.